This is a messenger RNA of Meleagris gallopavo (turkey), 5244 nucleotides long. RefSeq names its product plexin domain containing 2 (gene PLXDC2). NCBI's taxonomy places the organism in Eukaryota, Metazoa, Chordata, Aves, Galliformes, Phasianidae. The record is from RefSeq and is a predicted model, not a curated record.
AUGGAAAGCACCAGUAAAAGGAUAGAAUCUCCAGUCAUCAACAAAGGAGCUUUAAAAACUAACAUCCCCGAUUCAGAAUAUAUGUAUAAGAAGCUGAGGAAAAAGGCAUUUAAUUGGAUAAUGAUUCCUGUUGCUGUGUCACAGAUCAGCUCAACCAACCACCCAGUGAAAGUUGGACUAUCAGAUGCAUUUGUGGUCGUGCACAGGAUCCAGCAAAUUCCCAAUGUCCGCAGAAGAACAAUUUACGAAUACCACAGGGUGGAGCUUCAGAUGUCAAAGAUUACAAAUUUGUCAGCUGUUGAAAUGAUACCUCUUCCAACUUGUCUCCAGUUUAACAACUGUGGUCCCUGUGUCACUGCCCAGAUUGGCUUCAACUGUAGCUGGUGCAGUAAACUCCAAAGAUGCUCCAGUGGAUUCGACCGUCACCGGCAAGACUGGGUAGACAGUGGCUGCCCUGAAGAGUCAAAAGAUAAGGUUUGUGAGAAGGAUAUAGACACAACUGAAGCACCGCUGUACUCUACAACCACUCUUCAACCAACUACCACAAAGUUCAGAGUUUUAACAACCACCAGAGGAUUCACCAGCUCACAGCUGCCAACCAGCCUACCCACAGAAGAUGAUACCAAGAUAGCGCUGCACCUAAAAGAUAACGGAGCUUCCACAGAUGACAGCGCUGCAGAGAAAAAGGGUGGAACACUUCAUGCUGGUUUAAUCAUUGGCAUUCUAGUCCUGGUCCUCAUUGUGGCUGCAGCCAUCCUCGUGACUGUCUAUAUGUACCAACAUCCAACAUCAGCAGCUAGUCUCUUCUUCAUAGAGCGGCGUCCGAGCAGAUGGCCAGCAAUGAAAUUCAGAAGAGGAUCUGGACAUCCUGCAUAUGCUGAAGUGGAACCAGUCGGAGAAAAAGAAGGUUUCAUCGUAUCAGAGCAGUGCUAAAAUUUUUAAGACAGAACACCAGUACUGGCCUACAGGUGUAAGACAUUUACUUUGCAUCUCUAUAAAGAAAAGGAGCCCUAAGCUGCUGAUAGUAAGAAGAUUUUGGAUAAGCUUUGUUCAGGAAGAAAACUGUCUAAGAUACACCGUAGUCUUUGUUAGUGGACUGAGACACAAUGGUUCAUGCAGAACACUUGUCACUGGACAUCUAUAGUAUCAGAACUAUGGCACAAGUGCCACUUUAUUGGCUUUAGGUAUGGUGGUGCACAGUAAUCAAAAAUAUAAUAAAGCUUUUGUGCACAAGGGGAUUACCCUGUGGUUCAAGUGUUCUUCUCUGGUAUGUCAAAAACUGAGUGACAAAUCUGUAUACACUUUCAGUGCAAAGAACACUGAUCAGUGUUCACAGGUGAUUGAGAAAAUUAUCUCAUUGCAAGUGAAAAAGAAAAAUAAAAGAAUUUUCCAAUAUUUCUACAGACAGAUGUGGAAGUACACUCACUUUUCAAUUCUAAAAUAGCCUACCCACCUGAGUAAGUGAGCCACAAUGUACAUGCUUUCCAGGAGUAGUACAAUGUUUCUUGUACAUUGCUGAUCAAUAUCCUUUCAAACAAUUCAUGAUAUACAAACUGAUAAGAAAUGAAGGCAACAGAGAAUUUUACAAUGGUGAAAUUGUUAUUUCAUGGGAGUUCACAAUGAAAUUGGGCUGAUUUUCAGUUUCAAUGUUCAUUAAAAAUUAAUUACCAAGUUCUUUUCAAGAGAAAUCUUUCAUUUCUGAGUGGUACACUAAAGUCAAGGCAAUAGAUCUUUUUUAUCUGACAGAAAUGUUAUGGACCAUUUCUUAGACAACAUAAUACAAAAAAAAAAAAAUCUGAGGAUAUUAAACAAAUGGGUUUCUAUCCUUUGCCAUUUCAAAAUCUUUCCUAAGAAGCACCACGGACUUCUGUGCAUCCUUCCCAGAGAUUCAGAUAAAAGUGUUAUUAAACCCUGCUGAUUCAUAAAGUGAUUUUGUUUAAUGCACAUAGUAGUUGCAUAAAUAUAUAUAUAAAUAUAUUUUUUUUUAAUAGCUACCACAAGGCAGGCUCUUGUGACUGUUAAGACUACAUUUUUGUCAUUCAGACAAAGGAAACGGAUUGCAUUACUGCAUAUUUCCACUGAGUUGUAACAUAAUUCUUAAUGUUAGAAUAUUUUUAUGUUGUGUGGGGAAGGUGGUUCAUGUAGUCACAAUACCAUAACCUUUCAGCCUAUUGAAACCACUCUUUCUUUAAUGUAGACCCUUUCCCUCCAUGUAUAGGGAAAGACAACACUAUAAAUUCCCAACAUCAAAAACAGCUACUCCUUUCACGAAAGGGGUUAGUAUAUAAUGAGACCCAGAUCUUCCCUGCAGCAUAGGAGCCUAAAUGCUUUGAUGAUCUGGGCCUGAGGUAUUAAAAUAUUAAAUUCAGGUAUUAUACAUACAUUUCAUUGUAGUCAUUGACUAUCUAAUUUUUAAAUACUACACAAACAGAGAUACUUGAUGCAUUUUAAAGCAAGAUAUACAAGAUUAGCAGUUCUGAAUCUCAAGUAGCUAAAAAAAUUUGUUGAUACUACCUUAUUAGUACAUUUACAUUUUCUGUUGAUGCUUGUAUGGUAUAAAUUUGAUUACUUGAUGCUGUUCAGUAAAUAAUACUGUUUUUUCUGUAUUCUUAUAUUUUGCAUAACACAUUUUUUUUCAUCUGUUUUACAUCAUCUAGCAUGAGACUGAAACUGUUCAAAACCUAACUGGUAUUAAUCUGAAGGUACUAACAAACAUUCUCUUGAAGCUUGGUGAAAAAUCCACAGCAAUUAUUCUUUUCCAUUUGUGUGGGCUUCUGGUAGGCCAGAUUAAAUUGAAGGCUGAUAAUUCUGAUAGCAAUAACCAAAUUGUAUGCACAUACACAUUUAUUUUGUGGCACUCAUUAAAGAUAUCGCUGCACAUCAUUUAGACACUUAGUUGAUGUGGAAUAUUUACCAUCAAUUUUUUAGGGAUCUUGAAAUUCAUCAGCUAGGAUUGAUUGGCCAAAUAAAGCAAUUGUAGAGCUUCCCUUUGAAGCAUAUUGGCAUCCUGUUUGAAAUCAUUCUUAUUUCAGAGCACAUCCUGGGAAAUUAUACUGAAAAGUUUUACAAAAAAUCUACAAAGUAAUGCAAUAAGUUCGGGAGAUAUUUCAUACAAGUGAAGAAUGUUUAUUUUAUUAUGAGUUUACAGGUUUGCACUUUGAUUCACUCUUGGUUUUCUUGUUUUACCCAUGUAUGUAGUUCAUGUCAUUCAAUAGAGCUUUACGAAUAUUUCUAACAUUGUUUAACAAGCACGACGAAUUUCAAAUUCAGUAUUUGAUUACUUUUGUUCUAAGGUCCUCUUGCACAGGUAAAUGAGAUUUAUUAAUAUUUGCAAAUUAACUUAAAUUUCAUAGUCCUUGUUAAAAUAACAGCAAUUAUUUUUCAUUCUUUGUUCACCUCCAAUAAUUUGGUGGCAGAUUUCACAGAUAUGUGGGGAGAUCUAGUGUACUUCUUUUGAUUUUUGCCAUGAUGUUAUAUGCUAUGGAUUAUAACAUAAUGAGUUGCUGGGUUUAUUUAAUAAGGUUGAUGGGCCAUAUGCUUAUGAUAUCUGAUAAGAACUGAUAUCUGAAGAGGAAAACUCUUGCAUACUAAUGGAAUGUAUAGUGUCUCAUCAGUGUCUGCUUUGAUAUAUUCUGUGGUAUGUUCUAUUUAUCCCAGUAGGCAAAAGUUGAUUAAGUAACCUGUUGCUGUUUUGUAAUUCCAUCUGGUUUUCUAAUUUUUUAAUAAUUAAAAAUUGCCACAUUAAAAAUGAUACAAAUAUAAAUCUUUAGAAGGUGUGGUGAAACAUUGAUAUUAUCUGAGAUUCUUACUUUUAUCACUUUAUAAAGCACCAGCAUGACUGAUCCAAACAGAAAAAGGGUCAUAUAAACUCCUCCCAGAGACUCAGAUGAAAUGUUGUUGAACAACUCAGGAAGAAAUUUCUAUCCAGGUCUCUGAAACAGUGGCUUCCCAUAUUCCCACUGGUUCUUAAUUUGAAAGUACUUCAGAAUAUUUCAUUUGUUUAAAUGUUUCCUUACAGAGUCUUUUAUUCUAACAGUUAUUUCAACUUAUAAACCUGCCUGUAAACUUGUGUACAUGUCAUGUGAGUCAUGAUGGCAUGACUGCAAGAUCUCCAGAAAAUGGCUUCUUACUGUUUUCCAUUUUCAUUUUAAAUGUUCCUGUGCACCUAAUAUUCUCAGUGCUGUACUGCUCAUACUGUUUCAUAGAAAUAUGAAAAUCUGAAAUACAAGGAUUCAAAGCACAUUACUGAAUAAUUCCUUAAGAUGAAUCAAUACGUUUAGAUAAGUGCAUCACACUUUAUUAUUUUUUAAGUAUUGUAUUCAGACAUUAAGAAAUGUUGGAUUCAUGCAAGAUCUGUAAUCAUACUCACAUGUACGCAUGUGACAAAGUCUUCUUUAAUUGCCUGCCACUUUGACACACUGAACUUAGAGCAUGGAGGCUGUUUUGAAUGCAGCUAUUCCAUUUAUCUUCUCUUUCCUCAAAUUUUGUUGCAUUCUUUGUUACAUACUGUCCAAAACCUAUUUUUUUUUCAUGGACUUUUCUGCAUUACCCAUUAUAUUUACUGGCGGGAUUUGUACAACUUUAUUCAUUUAUAUUCUGAGCAUCUUUGUUAAAGUUUUUCAGAGGAGGAGAACAAAUAAAAGUAGAAAAGGCAGGAGGAGAAGGAAGGGAGGGGUGUCAGCAUUUGUUACUCAAAAUGAGCUUCAAUCUCUGAGUACUACCUGAUUUUUCUUCUGUGUAUGGAUUCUGGUUAAUGCAAAUAUGUGCAAGUACAUUUUUCUGUUAUUGGCUGCAUCUUUUGCAAACUUUUUCCAGGCAUUUUAUUCAAACAAACUAUUGCUACUGAAACUACUAUACAGUGGAAAACUUAUCCCAGAUAACUUUUUUUUAAGCAGCAAAAGGUCUCUAAAAGCAAUUCUCGGGACAUGGUUCUUAAUUACACCCCUUUAACUAAGCAGUUAUUUUUGCCCAGUUAAUUGACAUAGACCCCUGUUUCUCUGUUGUUUCUCUUGGAAGAUAAUAUAUAGGGAUAUUAAUUAAGCUCUUCCCAUGAAGUCUGCUUUACUUCCUUUGGAAUAUCUCUUUUUAUUUGAAGACAAGCUAUUCUCUUACUUGCUAACAUUUCUUCAAAAGACAUUUAAAUUAUUGACUGCUUGGGUGGCACAAUGUUUCCUCAGACACCUAGAAAGCUGUUUGCAAUAAAUAUCACUCGAGUCUGUCUGGCUUUAUUUGGAUUGCUGUUUU